Gymnodraco acuticeps is the source of this 3564-nucleotide messenger RNA. RefSeq names its product tetraspanin 11 (gene tspan11). Gene Ontology annotation, cellular component: membrane. Lineage: Eukaryota; Metazoa; Chordata; Actinopteri; Perciformes; Bathydraconidae. The coding region runs from base 221 to 1003 and encodes 260 amino acids. The transcript is spliced from 9 exons. The record is from RefSeq and is a predicted model, not a curated record.
AGCAAGAGUCCUGUAAUGCUUAUCGAAUUUGAAAAUCCGAGCUGCACCCAAAGGCGUCAUGCACACAGCCCUGCUGUCGGACCCCCUGAAGCCUGAGAGCAACAAGCUACUGGACAACACGCCCCUGCUGCAGCGACACACACUGUGAAUUAACGGGAAACACAACAAAAAGAGGCUAUCUAUCUUCACUAAACCCUGGUGUGGAUUGAACUGAAGGAAGAUGACGGCAGUUUAUAAAGAUGAAGAGGCGGACUGGCUGACGGUGUGUCUCAAGUACCUGCUCUUUGUUUUCAACUUUCUCUUCUGGGUGGGAGGAGUAGCUGUUUUAGGUGUGGGAGUCUGGACACUGGUGGAGAAGAGUGAUUAUUUGAGUCUGCUGGCCUCCAGCACUUUUGCUGUCUCGGCAUACAUCCUCAUUCUGGCCGGCAGCAUGGUGGUGGUAACCGGCUUCCUGGGCUGCUGUGCCGUCAUCCGGGAGCAGAAGAGCUGUCUGUCCAUGUAUUUCUUCUGCCUGCUGGUGAUCUUCUUGAUUGAACUGGUGGCUGGAGUACUGGCUUAUGUCUACUACCAGAGGCUGAGUGAGGAGCUGAAGCAGCAUCUCAACCAGACUAUGACAGAUAACUACGCCCAGCCAGGACAGGAGGCUAUCACUUUGGCUGUGGACAGACUACAACAGGACUUCAAGUGCUGCGGCAGCAACAACUCCAGUGAUUGGAUGGUGAGUGUGUACGUUUCAUCAAAGCAGGCCGGGGACAGGCUGGUGCCCGACAGCUGCUGCAAGACCAUCACCCCCCACUGUGGCAACAGAGACCACCCCUCCAACAUCUACAAGGUGGAGGGGGGUUGCAUCACGAAGCUGGAGCAGUUUCUGGCCAAUCACCUGCUGGUCAUCGGCGCUGUGGGAAUAGGAGUGGCUUGUCUGCAGCUGGCCGGGGCAGUGUUGACAGCCUGCUUUAUCUAUCUGCUGUAUAAAGAAGAGGAGGAGGACUUCGGUACUUUGUGAUUUAGCUCUAGGGCGACUUUGUGCUUUAAUCAACCGGAGAGACAAGGUCUGUGGCAUGGUGUUCACCAGCUGCUUAUACAGAAGGAUCAAGAUGGAACCUUACUGAGCACACCAGACCCACAACACAGCAGACCCCCAACACACCAUCUUCAGCAAGAAGACAGACAAAAAAAACACCAACCAAAACCUCCAAAUCUUGAACUCUGACAUAGCGAUCUAAGCCAAAUGAUAGACACUUGCCACUGACCAAAGGGGCUGCUUAUUGUUCCGAUCCAGGAUGAUACAACAUGACUGAAACCUGAUUUGAUGUCGGCCAGCUGGAACAACACGUCUGUUUGCAUCACUUCCUUGGCUUACAUGCACGGGACAAGCUUACUAUAGGGCUGUUCUUGACUAAAGGACUUAUUUGCUGACUUCAGACAAAUCCAUUCGUUGAUUUGAUUUGCAAACUGUUUAUCCAAAAAUAAUUAUGCAUAACACUUAAUCAGUUUGCCUGAGAUGUGCUUCUUGAAAAAAAGGGGGAAACAAAUAUGAAUCAACUACAGAAAUCCUUGUUGACAAAGACCAAAGCGAUACAUUAGAAUAUUAAAAGAAGCCAGCCUUAAUACUAACUCUCAAUGAAUUCUGCUCUGUUGAACUAAUGAUGAGCUAAAAUGAGUUAUGUUUUCACUGCGCAGAGAUUUAUAUAAUAUCAGUGUUAUUUUGCUGAGUAAUGGCACUGUUUACCCUGGUGUCACUGUUUAGGAAGAAAGGCAAUUUCUGGUUGUGUAUUCUGUAAACACAAUGUGCCUCUUUCACAGGAUGGUAAAUGAUUGUUAAUAAUGAUGUGCCUGAAAUAUGAAUGGGAUUCGACAAUGCACUGUGAUAAACGGCAGCAAAUUAAAAUCUAGUUUAGUAUCUUUAUAUUUUUAGUUAUAUCUAUAUUCUGGAAAAUAACUGCACUGCUUUUUUAAUGACAGUUAUUAAAAUAAACAUUCUUUAAAAUAGCCAAAUAAGUGAAUAAAAUUAUGAAAGUAUUUAUUUUUAAAUGGUUGCUCAAUCCUUGAAUCGAUAACCCCAUCUAGUGGUUGGCACUUGCCAUAUACUAUACUGUGUGUGAUAUUUAAAGGGCCAUGUCAUGCUUUUCCGGUUCUUACCCGUCCCCUUGUGUGUUAUGUAGCUUUGUAUGCAUGUAAACGGUCUGCAGAGUCACAAACCCUCAACGUACACCCUGUAGCGAGUAAAAGUCUAACACAGAAAGGACCUGUCUGUGCUGCCCCAGAACGCCUCGUUGGAGAUUUCUCUUUUUCUUCCUGGGUACAGUGACGUGCCCAUACCCAAAUGGACCAAUCCGUGGAGCCGUUACAUUACGUCCGCGGAGCCGUUACGUUAAGUCCGUGGAUUGGUCCAAAUGGAUUUGGGAAAAUUGCACAGUAUAAAUCUAUUUGAGUAGACCUCAACAAUGGAAUUAUGAUCAGUAGAAAUGGCCAUGACAUGGGACCUUUAAUGCUACAGUUCAACACAUAAAAAUGAGCUAUUCAUCCUUAAUGUGUAACGCUAAAUAUAUGUAUAUGUGACGGAAUCCUUUUAACAUUAACAAACCAUCAUUCUGUGAAUUUUAGACUUAUUUUCAUUCUUUCUUUGACACUGCGGUUUCAUUCUCUGCAGGGAGAAGCAGACCUUUGUAAGCUAAUGAAAGGUUGAUUCCCCUCUCUUAUCUAUCAUUUGCCAUCCCUUUCCCCCGCUGCUAUUACUUAGCACAACCAGUGGCCUUAUCCACACUAACCUCAAACAUAAAGUGAUAAGAAAAAAUAUACUGUGUAUUGAAAAGAGUAAUUAAAAAUGCACUUUUUGAUCCUUAUAACAGAAACAAAGUACUCUGUAAAGGGACCUCAAUGGUUUUCUGUUAUAAUCCUUUAACUUGCAUAUAAAGUCAGCUAAUGUCUGUAGAUGGUUGUUAAUGAGACAAUGACCUUGGCAUGUGCACCGACUACUGACUGCUAUCCAAAAAUAUUGAUAUAAAAUUCUUAAAUAAAUGUUUAAAUAUUCAUACAUUAAGAAUUUGCAUUUUUUUUUAAUGAAACGGUACGAGAUGAUCUAGGAUGUCAUGAUUGCUGUUUGUGCUCUAAUUGUUGAGAUUUUGAUCCUGGAGCAUUAUGGAAAAUGAAGUCAUUUUUAAUUGUCUCAUCUGUGGUGAGAAUCACAAGUUGUUCAUGUCAUACUUCCCGCAGUUGGAGUAGCACACCACUAGAGGGAGGCAAAGCUCCUCUAAUGGCAGGGGGUUGUAAUCAUUUGUAUCAUGUCAAAGACCCUGCUGUGUUUUAUUUUAGAUCCGACCCCAAUGAGCCAGUCUGGUCUCACUUGUAUUUCCUAAUAGCAGAGGUUUCAUAGCUGAUUGUCUUGUGUUGUCUGCUUUAAAAGAUACAUUGUGUCCCCACUGUACCUCACAGAGACUUGCCACAUUUGAGCAGAGCAUGUUUGAUAUAAUUAGUGUCUUUUGUUCUGAUACCACAUUGAUGAUGCCUUUUUGUUACACACUAAUCAAAUCCUGUUUUCUCUUCAUGCAUCCUCACUAUUCUCGC